GCAAUGGGAUUGAUAAAUACAAGCUCCUUACAAUAUCUGGAACCUAUGGCCAAGACUGUAAUGUCUUCCAGAACGUUCCAAAUCCAACGCAGUAUUGGGUGUUUCAAAGACAGACCAUGUUGAUGGUACUGCUUUUGGUGGACGUGGUUUUGUGCAAUGACAUGGUUCAAUUGACGGGUCUGUUUGUGGCAGGGUUUAAAGAUUAUACUGUGACAGACAUCGUAUGGAUCGAUUCAGAUUUGGAGGAGCUUGAGGAUCAACGAAUGGAGGAGUCCAUUCUUUUCUACCGUCGAAUCAAAAUGGACUCGCAUCUAAAUCUGGUAUUUCAAAGUCUUUCCACAUUCCAAACAAUCGGAAACUAUUCUUAUGAUGGAGACAUGACCUUGUAUGUUAUUCCCAAAGUCACUAAUGACUUCCUCUCCCGUCUGAAAUAUUUGGAAUCGGUGGACCUGGUUAACAAUGUGGUACUGAUAUUUUCCAAUGUGGCGACACUGGACACAAUGAAGGACGAGAUGCUUCAGCUUCAACUUCUUCGACUGGAUACCCAAUUAUACGUCGUGAUCAAUCGAACAGUUGUAGAAUGGUACCAAAUAUCGAGAGACUUUCCAUUGAAAACCAUCGAGAUUGCCCAAUUGGGACGAGAUGAAAUGUUUUGGAGCCAAAGCCAGCUGACCUGGGAGAGACGCGAUAAUCUGGAAGAGCUCACAUUAAGAGUGGGUUAUGCCACUGCAAAACCUUUUAUAUUUGAGGAAAAUGGAAACCUGACGGGAAUAGUCUAUGAAAUCGCGGAGACACUGUUUUCCGCCUUAAACAUAUCUGCUCGCUACGAAGAACACGAGUCUUACGGAACUCAUUUGGACAACGGCACAUGGUUGGGAUUGAUCGGGGCCGUCAACCGUGGAGAAGUGGAUAUGGCCGUUCAAGACAUGUCCAUAACCCACUUGCGUAGUAAGGUUGUGGACUUCGGGAUCGGAAUGUUUGAGUCCUCAGCCCGGAUUUUUGUCAUGCGGCCUGAGAAAGCCAUUUCCUGGACCACCUUCAUUUUCGUGUUCUCUCCGGAUUUUUGGACCUGUUUGGGAAUUGGCUUACUUUUGGUAGCCAUUGGAUUUCAUUUGUCGCUCAAGUUUGCCGAGCAAAUCAGUCACAGGAACUACAUUGAGUCCUUGUGUUCCACACUCAUGGCAGUGGGGGGUUUGAGUGUUCCAGAGGCUCCAGUGAAGCUCUCAUCGAGGAUUCUGUUCCUUUCCUUCUGCAUCUUCGGAGCGUUGGUAUAUUGGAGCUACAACGCUAUUUUAGUGUCUCUGCUAGCUAUUGAUAAGUACAAUAUUCCUAUAAAAUCCUUGGAGGAUCUUUUGACCAAUGGUCGCUUUCGACCGAUGGUUCUAAAGGACACGGCCUAUUCCGCUUACUUUACGGAUUCCAGUCACACCCAAAAUAAGGUGGCUUACGAGGUUAAUAAGGAAUUUUUUAAGAAAAACCCCAAAGCGCUACAAGGAUCAACCAAGGCAGCUGUGGAUCAAAUGAGAUUGGAUGAGUCUUAUGUUUUCUUUGCCGACAGAAUAAGCAUGAUGUAUGUGGAUGGAUAUCCGUGUUCCAUUGUUACAGAGUCUCGAGAUUAUUUCAAAAACUACAUCGGGUUCCCGUUUACACCUGGGUCGCCUUACAUCCAUCUGUUCAAUUCUAAAAUCCUAUUGAUGAGGCAAUCGGGACAAAUCGAAAAGAUCAAAAACUCAUACUUGGAUGUGCUCACAACAAUAUCAUGUGACACGCAGAACUUUAAAGAAAUUAGCUAUGAGAAUAUUUUCACGGCCUUUGUCGUGCUCGCGUGCGGAAUAAUCUUUGCUCUAAUCCUCUCGUUUUGUGAAAAUCGUCUGAGACGGUUGAGCUUUAAUAUGUAAUUAUAUUGGUCA
Tigriopus californicus is the source of this 1910-nucleotide messenger RNA. RefSeq names its product probable glutamate receptor. Lineage: Eukaryota; Metazoa; Arthropoda; Copepoda; Harpacticoida; Harpacticidae. The coding region runs from base 117 to 1898 and encodes 593 amino acids. The transcript is spliced from 2 exons. The record is from RefSeq and is a predicted model, not a curated record. Gene Ontology annotation, molecular function: glutamate-gated receptor activity. Gene Ontology annotation, cellular component: membrane.